Enterobius vermicularis (human pinworm) is the source of this 219-nucleotide messenger RNA. The record is from the annotation of a GenBank genome assembly. Lineage: Eukaryota; Metazoa; Nematoda; Chromadorea; Rhabditida; Oxyuridae.
AUGGUUUGGCAUGGCACCGACGAUAGGGGUAUGACGACGAGUAGCGUAUGUCGAGAAUGGCGAUACGGAGGGAACAGAGACGUUGGGCGAGCUUCGCCGUUGGGUCCCGGUCUUAACCUGAUCAGAAACUCUGUAGACGUCGACUGUUCAAGGCGUCUGGCAGUGUUAUGUAUAGAAGUUCAACAUGAGUUACGACGGCUUUCAACGACGCUUGAGUAG